ACAAUAGCGAUUUAAAACAUCAUUGUCUUCUCUCCAUUCAGGUCCAAUAUAAAUCAGAGGAAAAUACUUAAUUGUCUGAAAGGAAUGAAAUAUGUUUCUUGUCUGUCGGAAGCAGCGGAAAUAGUAAAGAGCUAAACUCCGGUAUCUUGUCGUGCAUUCAAGAACGAUGAUAUACUGUUUACCACGAUAUACUUUCUUUUUUUGUAGGUCGAAUUAGAGACUAAUAAGUCACGCUAAUCCGCAAAUUUAACUCCAGUGAAGUACGAAUUGGGCGAAAAAGCUUAAAAACCUAAAGUUAUUCUUCUUUUCUGCCAAACAGGGAUAGCUGUUGCAACAUGAGUAAUUGGUACUGGUUGACGGCAUGGUUGCCUUCAUUAUUAGCUAUUAUUGGAAAUGGCCUCGUGAUUUAUUUGAUUCGUUCACGUCCUAGACUGCGCACCUUACAAAACAGAUUUGUUCUGUCGCUUGCAAUAGCUGACUUCUGUGUUGGGACAUGUUAUUACCCAGGGCAUGUAAUAUGCAACUUUUUGCUCGACUCAAAGUGCAAUGUGAUGAUUAGAGAUGACAUUGCUGUGUACAUGAUCUACUCUUCUGUGUCCAAUCUGUGCGCCAUGGCUAUCGACAGGUACAUCGCCAUUGUCAGACCUUUACGCUACUUAACACUCAUGACGACUACACGCGCAAAAAUACUGACGACAAUAGCAUGGAUGAUUCCGAUGGUAGUCUACUUUAUUCCCGCCAUUUGUGUCAGCUUGAAAUUGUUUAGCAUAAACUUUAAGAUAAGUGUGGUAAUCUGGACCACGAUUUUCGAAUUUAUUCCGUGCACGUUGUUGUUGUUCGCUACCAUGCAGGUUAUCAUUAUCUCGAAGAGGCAUCGCCGAAGAGACGCAAACUUCUCUCAGUUAACGCUUCGACAAAAAGCUUCGACAUCAGUGAUUGGAUCAGUUGUGGCUAUUUUUCUUCUUUGCUAUGCUGUAGAGGUUUACAGCUCGUUUUGUCAUUUUACAUCAUUGUGUACUCCACAUGAUAACAUAUACAACGCAGUGCGUUUUCUCAUUAUUGUUAAUUCGGCUGCAAAUCCUAUCGCUUAUGCGUUGUUCAAGAGAGACAUGAAGAGAGAACUUGAUAAAUUUAUCUGCAAAAACUCUUUCACGAAACCAAGCCUUUUGUCGAGACGUAGUAAUGAAAGAUCGACCAGUCUUUGAGUUAUCACAACUGCAUAUCUUAGGAAGAAAACAGAUACGGCUGCGCUUUCAGAGUUCUAAGGUGCGACUGAACAAAAAAUAUGUGAUAAAAUUAGGCGUUAAGGAUACCUACUCGUAAAAGCUUAUUUUACCCUGUUGUCUCGUUUCCUAUAUCCGGACCUGUUGUGAAAUAACUAGAAUGACUACUUCGGAUGAAAACAAGACAAAAUGAAGACAAAACUACAUUAGAAUUUACUAUGAAGUA
Pocillopora damicornis (cauliflower coral) is the source of this 1449-nucleotide messenger RNA. RefSeq names its product octopamine receptor beta-2R. Lineage: Eukaryota; Metazoa; Cnidaria; Anthozoa; Scleractinia; Pocilloporidae. Gene Ontology annotation, molecular function: G protein-coupled receptor activity. The record is from RefSeq and is a predicted model, not a curated record. Gene Ontology annotation, biological process: G protein-coupled receptor signaling pathway. Gene Ontology annotation, cellular component: membrane.